AUGGCCGACCCCGACGUGAAGGGCAAUCGGGAACACCACUCUCUGUCCCAGAAGCUACGCCAUCCCAUUCAUGAGAUCAAGCAGAAGCUUUCCGGCACCCACCUCCACGACGCCAAGGUCGCCCUGCACCACAAGAAGCAUCAUCUUGGUAAAUAUGCCAAUCUGUUCAACCCGGAACAUCGCCAUGACGAGGAGCACGAGCAGCGGUGUGAUGAAAAGCGCAGCGGGAUUGCCGAGAAGCACCGCUUCAAGUCCUUCUUUCCGGAACGUGAAGGAAACUUGAUCAAAUGGUACGUGGAUGGCCGCGAUUACUUCUGGGCCGUGUCUGAAGCACUCGAGCGGGCAAAGGAAACCAUCUAUAUUGAGGACUGGUGGCUAUCCCCUGAGCUUUUUCUGCGGCGUCCUCCGUAUCACAAUCAGCAAUGGCGCCUUGAUCAGGUCCUCAAGCGGCGUGCCGAGGCGGGCGUCAAGAUUUACGUAAUCGUCUACCGCGAGGUUGAGGCUGCUCUCACGUGCAAUUCCGAGCAUACCAAGCAUGCUCUCCAGGCGCUGUGCCCGGAGGGAUCUCCCGGUUACGGAAACAUCAAAAUCAUGCGCCACCCAGACCACAACGUCCUUGAAAAUGCCGCUGACAUGACAUUCUACUGGGCACACCACGAAAAGUUCAUUGUCAUCGACUACGAGAUGGCUUUUAUUGGAGGGCUCGACCUGUGUUUUGGACGGUGGGACAAUCACCAGCAUGCCCUUGCCGAUGUCCAUCCCGAGGGGGUGGCGGAGGAAAUCUGGCCAGGUCAAGACUUCAACAACAACAGAGUCAUGGACUUCAAGAAUGUGGACGACUGGAAGCAGAAUGAAUUGUCAAAGGCCGAAUAUGGUCGCAUGCCCUGGCACGACGUCUCUAUGAGCAUUAUUGGCCCUUGCGUCUACGAUAUUGCCGAGCACUUCGUGCUUCGCUGGAACUUCGUCAAGCGUGACAAGUAUAAAAGAGAUGGGCGUUUUGAGUGGCUGGAGCUUCAGGGUCGCACCGGAGCCGACGAGGAUUUGGUUGGCGUGCAACGGCCGAAGCAUCCUGAAGGCGGGUACACUAUGCACCCGCUGAGCCCGCUCGCCACGAAGGACAUUGGCAAGCGAGGCCCUGUGAAGGCUCAGGUCGUCCGUUCGAGUUCAGACUGGUCGAGUGGCAUCCUCAAGGACCAGAGCAUCCAAAACGCAUACAUCGAGAUCAUCAAGAAGGCUCAGCACUUCGUUUACAUUGAGAACCAGUUCUUCAUCACAGCUACAGGCGAGCACCAGAACCCGAUUCACAACACAAUCGGAGAGGCCAUUGUCGAAGCCUGUGUGAGGGCGGGCAAGGAAGGUCGGAAGUUCCGUGUCAUCAUCUUGAUCCCUGCAGUGCCUGGCUUUGCGGGUGAUCUUCGCGAUAAAGAAGCUGCUGGAACGCGUGCAAUAAUGGACUACCAAUUCAAAUCGAUCUGCCGUGGGGAGCAUUCCAUCAUGGAACGUAUCCAGGCUCAGGGAGUCGACCCUACGAACCAUAUCUUCGUCUUCAAUCUCCGUUCUUACGACCGUCUGAACAAGACGCCAGCUGUCAAGAAGCAGGAGGAAGCAUCUGGUGUGAAGUACCAGGAAGUACAGCGCGCCGAGGCCGAAGAGGUCAUGGGCGAGGGUAUCCACGGUCGGGCCGAUGUCGAAGGCGAACGCGACAAACACAUGGGAUCUGAAAGAGAGAACAAGAAGCAGAAUAACGGCGAUGUCGAAAACAUUGAAGCUAAGAAAAAGUUCGAACAGGCCAAGGAGGAGGGUCAAGAAACAACUACGGCCUACUCGGUCGCACAUCACGCCAUGGCUGGGCAAGGGAAGCUUUCGGAUGAGAAUUGGGAGGGUGAUCCGAAGGAUGAGGUUGAGAACUGGAUUCAGGAGGAGCUCUACAUCCAUUCCAAGAUUCUCAUUGUUGACGAUCGGAUUGUCAUCUGUGGGUCAAGCAACCUGAACGAUCGCAGCCAAAUGGGCAACCACGACAGCGAAUUGUCCAUCGUCAUGGAAGACACGGAUAUUAUUACCAGCACGAUGGACGGCCAUCCUUACGAAGCCGGGAGACAUGCGGCUACACUCCGGCGGUAUCUGUGGCGCGAGCAUCUUGGUCUUCUGCCGCCCCAGCCCAUGGACGCAUCUGACGACCUCAACGCACAACCCCCUGGAGAUGAUUCCCCCAACGACCCCUGGGAUCAAGACGAGUCCUAUAAAUUCGUGGAAGAUCCAAUGAGUGACGAUGUCUGGGAGAUGUGGACAGGCAACGCAACCAAGAACACGGAGAUUUUCAGGCACUUGUUCCAUGCAGAUCCGGACGACCAUGUGAAAACAUUUGAAGAUUAUGAUUCGUUUCUCCCUCCCCGCGAGAUCAAGUCCGGGCACAUCUUCGACCGUUUUAUGCCUCCCGAAGAUAUCCGUGCCGAACUUGAUGAAGUCAAAGGGCACCUGGUGUGGAUGCCUCUGGAGUAUCUCAAGGACGCCGAGAUGGCCGAGACUGGCUUACAGGUCAACUCAUGGACUGAGAGUAUUUAUACGUAG
This is a messenger RNA of Microdochium trichocladiopsis, 2568 nucleotides long. RefSeq lists its product as uncharacterized. Gene Ontology annotation, molecular function: D-type glycerophospholipase activity. Gene Ontology annotation, biological process: cell motility; phosphatidic acid biosynthetic process; intracellular signal transduction. The record is from RefSeq and is a predicted model, not a curated record. The transcript is spliced from 6 exons. Lineage: Eukaryota; Fungi; Ascomycota; Sordariomycetes; Xylariales; Microdochiaceae. Bases 1 to 2568 code for a protein of 855 amino acids.